Molecule: messenger RNA, 4718 nt
Organism: Asterias rubens (European starfish)
Lineage: Eukaryota; Metazoa; Echinodermata; Asteroidea; Forcipulatida; Asteriidae
Exons: 11
Coding region: 886-3789 (967 amino acids)
Source: RefSeq, a predicted model, not a curated record
CCUGUUUUGGCAAAAGGGUGUAACCCAAUUUUUCAACUUUUUGAGAAAAUACAAUUUCUAGGGAAAGUGAGGGCGCUUUUCCCAAUGAACGAAGUCUCAAGUCCGUACGAUGUACCAUUUUAAAGAUAGUAUGUGCUAUCUUCACAUAUUUUUCAUAUUUUCAUUCCGAUUUCUUUGGCAAAACGGUGUAUCUCAUAGAUAACACCCGCUUAUAGAUGAGUAUGUUGAGGCAAAACAGCCUAACUUAGUGUUAAAUAUGUUUGCCCUGAAAGAAUAUUGCACUACAAGCUACUUGUUUUAUGUCAGAGAGACGUAUCUUAUAGAUACACUCUUCUGCUAUGUGAAGAGUAUGUUGCUAUCACUGACUAAUUCUGCGUCAGAAAGAUGUAUCUCUCGGAUACACCGUUUUGCCAUAUUAAAGUUUGUUACUCCCAAAUUAUUAUUUUCUAUCAGAGGGCCGUAUCUCUACAUACACCGUUUUACCAUCAAAAAGGUAGAUUGAUCAAUAGUAAACAGCUUUAUGUCAACAAGACUUAUCUCUUGAUACACACUUUUGCCUUGAAGACUGUUUAUUAAUUGCUAGCCGGCGGCGGGUGUAUUCUGAUGUUACGCCCUUUUGCCUUGUUUACAACCUGACAGAGAGGGCGCCAUCAUUUUAGUUUUGACUUAUACCCUGACUGCACAUGUAGUGAAAGUACAUGCAGGCGGCAUGCAGACUAAAGGCAACACACAGCUAGCUCGACCUCGUCCCCAGGGUGUGUCGAGCAGUACGAGGACUAUUGUAAACAUGGUUGGAAAUAAAGUAAACCAUGGGGACGAGGUUGCAGCUAGCUAGCUGUCAUGCAAUUUGUUGUUUGCUUGGACAUGCAGUAGCUGUAAUACAAAAUGGCAAGUAGAGGACUUGUGAUGUUAAAAUUGGCCCGGCUUAAAAAUCGUAAAGCAACCCAGCCAAAAUGUGAAGUGCCAUCAUCAGCUGCAUGUGCAUUGCUGCACACACCUCAUCCAACUGCAGCAAUUACUAACCCAGAUGAGGAAGCAGCUGCCUUACCAGCCCCAGCAGCAAUGACGGUUACUGUGCCUACAACUAGCAAAGGAACCAAGCCAACAUGUGAAGUGCCAUCAUCAGCUGCAAGUUCAUUGCUGCACAUGUCUCACCCAACUGAAACAAUGAACCAAGGACAAGUAGCCUUACCAGCUCCAGCUACACUGAAUGAGGCCAUACCUGCAACUGGUAGUAUUGAACUUUCCAAAACUCAAACUGAGUCAUGUGCAAGAGCAUUACCUCUCGUAGUUGCUUUGACUAGGUCUAAAAGAGUUGCCUCAACCAUGUGGGUCACCCCAGUCUUUCAGCCUUCAAUGGAUGUGCCCAGUGAUGUGCAGGAAGCAGCACUGCCUUCUGUGACCGAUUCACCAUCAUCAUUCGUUCCCACAGAUGAGGAAACAGUGGCCUCACCAACUCCAGCAGAAACAGUUGCCUCGACCACUUGGGUGCCCCCAGCCUUUAAACCUGCAACUGAUGUGCUUAGUGAUGUACAGGCAGCAGCAUUACCCACCGUGACUGAUUCAACCUCACCCAGGUGUGUCCCCCAAGCCUUUAAGCUUGCCAUUGAUGUGCCUAGUGUAUUAGACAUCAAUGUGCCUGUUACAGAUGCAGAAGUGACGGCCUUGCCCCUUUUGCCUGCUUCAACCAGCCUUGUAUCUAAAAAGGCAUCAUGUCGUAAACAAUUGUUUCCGUCUGCACCAGCUUUCUCCUUCACCAACGCAGGACUGCCAUCUUCUAGCCACGCACCUGCAGCACAAUAUGAGGACCAGGACUUUGACAUGCAAAGCUUAUCAGAUGAAUCUGAUACAAUAUUUGAUGAUAUCAUGAUAUGCCCUUCAGCUGAAACUGCGAUAAAUGACAUGCUGAUGAGCUGCAUAAGUGGCGACAUUGAAAGACCGAAUAUCAUGCCUGUUACAGGCAAUAUUGAUCAGAUACUAAUACAUGUACCUGUUGAAGAGGAUGAAGUCAUGGCCGAGGACCCGCAAGGCGAUAUUGAUCAGAUACCAAUACCUAUUGAAGAGGAUGAAGUCAUGGCCGAAGCCCCAAAAGCUAAAAAGCGCUCUCGAACAAGUUUUGAAAAGAAGGAAACUAAUCGGGGGAAGCAUCCAAUGCUACCAGUUUGUCAGUGCUCAAAAAAAUGUCCAGAGCUAAUCCCGGAAAUCCAACGGCAAGCAAUAUGGAACAACUUUUGGGAUCUUCAAUACAACCGUCAAAGAGACUGGCUCGUUCAAAAUGUUGACCGAAUCCAGAAGCGUUCUGUUACAAACACUGCCAAACACUCACGACGUUCUAACACACUUGUGUGGCGCUUGGGAGCAAAUGUAGUGUGUAAGACUUUCUUUUUACACACUCUAGGUUACAGAAGUGACAAACUUGUACUUACUGCCUUGAACAAUAUUCGAAAUGACGGGGAUGUAAUUGUUGGAACUACAGGAGACAAAAGGGGUCAUCAUGAACCGAAAAAUAAACUUUCCCAAGAGUAUCAUGACAAAGUUGUUACUCACAUUAACUCAUACAGGCCUCAAGUUUCCCAUUAUAAGAGGCAACAUGCUCCCAACCGAAGGUACCUUCCGUCUGAACUAUCGAUUACACUUAUGUACAAUCAUUUCAAAGACUCCCUGACUGAGGGUGAAGUAGUGUGCUCUUACACUUACUACUUUGGAGUCUUUCAAUCAAUGAACAUAUCAUUUGCACAACCUGAAAAUGACUUGUGCAAGAAAUGUAUGGAACAUAAUCAUACACAUUCGGAAUUGGAACAUAGUUGUACUACAUGUGACUGUGCUGCAUGCUCUGGUUUUCAAAAGCACAAGAAUGAUGCUGAACAAGCAAGACAAGCCCUUCAUCUUGAUACGAAGAAAAUGGAAGAACACAAUAAAGUAAUUGUGGCAACAGUAGACAUGCAAAAAGCAAUAACGAUACCAAAAGUGCCAACUAAAGAUCAUUUCUUCUCCCGGAAGUUAGUUGUCUUCAAUGAGACGUUUGCAUGUCCCGGUAAAGACGGACAAGCGACAUGUGUCCUAUGGCAUGAGGCGGAGGCAGGUAGGAAGGCGUUCAAUGUCUGCAGCUCGUACGUUGCUUUCAUCAAACAAAACAGGGACAAAGAGGAAAUCAUAUUGUAUGCGGACAACUGCUCCUCUCAAAACAAGAACUGGACUUUGCUCUCAGCAAUGCCAAGGAUCGUAAAUGACCCUUCAGUGGGAGCCCAGAGUAUCACAAUAAAGUACUUUGAACCUGGUCACACCUUCAUGGCUGCAGAUGCUGUGCAUGGAAACAUAGCAACUAAGAUGAACCGUCAAACUGCUAUAUACGAUUUUACAGACAUUGUCGACAUAAUCAACAAUUCUCGUAAAAAUAUGAAAUGUGCACUAAUAGACCAUAGUUCAAUGUACCUGUUUGAAAAUCGUGCAAAAAAGGUAAACUUGGUUUUGAAGGACCUUAAAGUAAUCCAGUUUCGCCGAGGUUCUUUGAGCAUGCACAUCAAAGAAUCCCACGAGGAAAAUUGUGUCUUCAAAGAGAUCAAGCUGUUGAAGAAAGCUGAAGUUCGGGAGAUAGAGAACAAACUGUCUCGCAACGAAAAUCCACUUACGUCCGUACCAAGAAUGGAAGCACCAAGAGGUGUAGCGUUAUCAAAAAAAGAAGAAAUACUGAAGCUUACCACAACAAUGCCUAUUUACAAGAAGGAGUUCUUCGAGAAUAUGGUCGUAACUGAGGAGGCUGUAGAUCUGGAAACAUCGCGGGAGGAGUAAAAUGCAGUGGGAGUAGAGUGGAUAAAUUUGUAAAAUCAGAAAUACAGUCAAGCAUCUUUUCAGCUGGAAAUGUGUUGGGCCAUCCCUUUGUUGGUUUGCAAUACAUAUGAAACAACAUUUCAUGUCUGUAAACAGUAACACUUCAUUAUUUGAAAAAAUGGUUUGAAUACAAUUGUUCUAUCAUAACCUUAAAGAAGUAUUGAUGGGUACUGAUGAAGUAUUAGUUUGCUAAUUGGUUUAAAUUUUUUAAGUUGUGGAUAUUUUCCGUAUCAAUUCCCUGUUAUCAAUUCCCUGUUACUGUUAUUAUUUAUUAAAUAUGGAUGUUAUGGAAGUAGGCAAAUAUUGCCGUGAAUUUAAGUUUGUGUAUAUUGUGUGUUUUGUAUAUUGUGACUUCUAAUGUUAAGUAAAAUCAUACAAUAAUUAUGUACUGAUUUUUGCCAUUAUUGCAUACAAACAUUUGAAUUUACUUCUUUUUGCCAAAUGUCUCAAUGGAAAAGAUACAAAGUAUCUUCAGAUGCACCCUUUUGCCAAAACAGGCACGUCAAUAAGGAAUAGCUAUGACGAGAUACACCUUUUUGCCAAAGAAAAACAUUAGCAAAGAGUUGAGAUAUCUCAAAAUACACCCUUUUGUUUAAACAAUACACAUAUCUUGAUUUGACUAACAUGACAUACACCCUUUUGCCUAGAAAACAUUACAACCUUCAAGCCACAUUUUGUAGUCAGAACGGAGUAACUAUUAAAAAAUGGUUAUUACAGAAAAAACAACUUUACAAGAAGGACGAAAUUUGUUCUCUUAUUUAAAUUAUAAAUCACACAUUUAGUUAAAGAACAAUUUGACCAUUUAUUAUUGAAUAUCUAUAAAUGGUAGGUAAUUGAACUUAAGCGCCGUUUAUCUCAAAAUAUGAUUUUUUGAGAUACACCCUUUUGCC